UGGACCCGCGGCAAAGUAAUCAUACAAUUUUUCGAAUUAAAUUCCUUGGAAAGUAUUCAAAUUCAUUCAGUAAGUAAAUAGUUAAGGAAGAGUUCAUGCGAAUCGUGUAUAUAAUAAGAUAAAGGAACUGAAGGAUCUUUCUUACUCGCUCCUCAUAUGUUUCUUUAAUGGCGGAUGGCCAAGGAUUAAAAAGAUCAUUUUUUAUUCUUUAUUUCAGAACGAGCCUUUGAUAGAAGAUUUAAGCAUGACUGGAGUAGAUGUUGUAGCUAUUUUAUUGAUCCUGGGAAACUGCGUGCUUAUUUCGGCUCAGGAAUGUACCCAAGUCGAUCCCAGGAACAUCAGCUGUGCCUGUUUAUUUGGCGGACUGGAAAUUGUUUCUGUAGCUAAUGUGACAGUUCGGGAUGAGAAUUGUAACGCGAUGCAAAAUAAGUGAGCAUGCCACGUGCGAAAUAUUCCAAGAGCUACGUUCUCUUCAUGCUGAAUCCAGACGUACCUGGUUAUCAACCUGAAAAUUUUCAUAAUCAUCUAAUACUCAGCGAGAUUCCUGGAAAUGAGCUGCAGGACGGGCUUCUGAAGAAUGUGGCGACGACCCUCUGUUAUCGUGAACCGGAUCCACCCUCGACGACAGGAAUUCAUCGUUACAUGUUUCUGGUGUACGAACAACAAAAUCCAAGCGUCAACCUUAAGUCGGUGCCUGAUGAUCGUCGCGGUAACUGGUCCCUCGCUGACUACGUGUCAAGUCAGGAGACAAAGUUAUGUGGACCAGUAGCUGGCACACAAUUCCGCACCAGGGCGUGAACUCCAUCGGUUUUCAAAGUACCACAAAAUUUGACUAAC
Messenger RNA from Cephus cinctus (wheat stem sawfly), 837 nucleotides. RefSeq names its product phosphatidylethanolamine-binding protein 4-like. The transcript is spliced from 2 exons. Lineage: Eukaryota; Metazoa; Arthropoda; Insecta; Hymenoptera; Cephidae. The record is from RefSeq and is a predicted model, not a curated record. Bases 436 to 798 code for a protein of 120 amino acids.